Molecule: messenger RNA, 484 nt
Organism: Drosophila biarmipes
Lineage: Eukaryota; Metazoa; Arthropoda; Insecta; Diptera; Drosophilidae
Exons: 1
Coding region: 14-340 (108 amino acids)
Source: RefSeq, a predicted model, not a curated record
CCGAGCCAUCGACAUGUCCACCAGCCUAGCCGAGCUCUACCACUCCUCGCUGACCUUCUGGAGCCACCUGAUCCACCUACUGCUGCAGUUCGUCCAGACCCACUGCUGGAACCACACCACCCAGGAGCCGGAGCAGCCACUCACCCACUCCAGCGCGAUCUCGAGGACCAUGGAGGCCUUUGCGGAGGAGCAGCAGCGGAGGGUGCAGCUGAAGGCCCAGGAGUACGCCAAGGUGGAGCUGCUGCACCGCCUACUCGUCCAGCAGCAACUGCAGGAGCUGGAGCAGCGCAGACUCAUGCGACUGGCCCUCGCCCGGCGGCGGCUGGACUACUCGAGCUAGGCGGACCGGGCAAUUUGCUCAUAAUUUAUUUAGAUUUACAAUUUACGCUAAGAUUGUGCCUAAGUAUUUGCGAUUUUUAAGUGGCCACAUAAUGAGUGCCAACGAGGCGCAGAGACAAUAAAGCCGCGGAGUGCGCAAAUUAAA